Messenger RNA from Purpureocillium takamizusanense, 2120 nucleotides. It is a transcript of the gene PHA2, whose product is annotated as Prephenate dehydratase. The record is from RefSeq and is a predicted model, not a curated record. Bases 866 to 1864 code for a protein of 332 amino acids. NCBI's taxonomy places the organism in Eukaryota, Fungi, Ascomycota, Sordariomycetes, Hypocreales, Ophiocordycipitaceae. Gene Ontology annotation, molecular function: prephenate dehydratase activity; chorismate mutase activity. Gene Ontology annotation, cellular component: cytoplasm. Gene Ontology annotation, biological process: L-phenylalanine biosynthetic process. The transcript is spliced from 3 exons.
GCUCUUGUAUACGGCAACCGAAGCGCGCAAUAGAGCCGCGGGGGACGCGUGCUCGCCGGUACUUCGUACAUGUGCCGACGGUAGCUGUUUCGGACCGUCAGAUGGAACCAAACGCUCCAAGCAUAGCUGGGGACUGCGUGGAUUGCCCUUUUGGACAAGGGCAGAAACUCUAUUCGGUCUGCUGGCAGUAGUCUAAGUUCCUAGGUAUGCCUUACCAUCUUACCUACUAGGUCCAGAGGUUGAGUAUGCUCAAGGCCCGUGCCCGGAGACAAGGUUGCUGCCAGUGUCGCAGGAGGCCGCGGUCCCGCCGCGCCCGUCGCAAUCAAAAGGCAGCAUCAAUCAAAUCUUUCAACUGAGUGAGAGACGAGGCACAGACUGCCGACGCCGACGUUGGCGACAGCUGCCAGGGCAGGGCCUUCCAAGUCCCGACGGGAGUUAAUAUGGAAGUAAGUUAAUACUAAGUUACUUAAAGGCAGGCCUGGUAAGCGCUUGGCCGUGCAGGCCGUACCCCGGCUCGUGCUGCCAGCCGUCCCCGCUUAGCAAUCCGUGUACCACGACCGUAUGCUUAAGUUGCUAGUGAGCGACCACCACCCGCAUUGGCCAUCCCACCUUGGACCUUGAAAAUCCUCAGCCAAGCUCACCCGAGUGAAUGACACGCAGCUGCAUAGGUGAAACGGUCCGUUGACGCCUCUCGAAUCGCUUCGCCGGCGCCAAUCCUGCUGUCUCCUGCUCGCUUGCCACCAGCCCGCUCGUCGCGAAUACCGGAUCGUCCUUGCUUGGGCGCCGAAGCCGGAGCAGCCGCACCGCCUUCCUACCGUCGGACCCUCAUCACUCGGCACCGACAACCUGAGGCAGCGGCAUCAUCAUGGCGCUCGUGUCCAAGCCGGCCGUGUCCUUCUUGGGACCCGUGGCGUCCUACUCGCAUCAGGCUGUGCGCCAAGUCUUCCCCGAAAACAUCUGGGACUUGAAACCCGCGGUCACCAUUGAUGACGUCUUCAACCAGGUCCAAGGCCGCGAGGUCCUCGCGGGCGUGGUGCCGCUUGAGAAUUCCUCCAACGGCCCCGUCGUCUUCACCUUGGACAACCUGGCUGAUAGAGACGGCCGCUACAAGGACAUCACCGUCCACGGCGAGAUCUUCGUCGAGGUGCACCACUGCCUCGUCGGCCACAAGAGCCCGCAGCCCCGUGCCGAGGACAAUGCCGAAGGCUCGGGCACCUCUACCCCGACCGCUGCGGACCCGACCCCGGCCAAGCCAAGGGCCAAGCCGCUGUCUAGUCUCAAGCACAUCAAGCGUGUGUACUCGCACCCGCAGGCGUUUGGCCAGUGCAACGCCUUCAUCUCGACAUAUCUCAAGGGCGUCGAGAUUGUCGACACGAGCUCCACGAGCAAGGCCGCCGAGAUUGUGAGCCAGGAUGGGAACGGCACCUGGGCUGCCAUCUCCAACGAGCUUGCCGGUUCGCUUCACGGGCUCGACUUUCUCGCCAAGUCCAUUGAGGACCGCGAGGACAACACGACGCGCUUUCUCAUCAUUGGCACCAACUCGUCGGUUCCCAAGGACUGGCAACUUCAGAAGCAAGAGUCCGCUUCCGCGCCGAGCAACAAGUCGCUCGUGUCCUUCACCGUGCCGCACACAUCCCCCGGCGCGCUCGCGGACGUGCUGAGUUGUUUCAAAGAAUUUGGCCUCAACCUGACGAGUAUCAAUAGCCGCCCGAGUCUCAAGGCGCCGUUCCAGUACAUCUUCUUCGUUGAAUUCGAUGGCCAUAGGUAUCAUGAUCCGGAUGGCAGAGUCUCGGGCGCCUUGGACAAGAUCAGUCGUGUUGCAGAGAGUUGGCGGUGGUUGGGGAGCUGGGAGAGAUAUAAGUAAUCCCUUACCAACCAAAAGGCGCAACAAGGUAUAAUCCGUAUAUUUCGUCGUCAGCGAGGUACCGUGGGUUGUACUGCAGCGCCUAGCGUGGGAAAAGCGGCUGAAGCGAGGCGGCGGACUUGGUUGCAGCCCUUCGACUCCCAAGUCACGUCCAUAUACUCAGACAAUAAAAACUGCAUUCAGCUUUGCUAAUAAGCCAACCUGCGGUGCCAAUGCCCUCCCGGUUUCAUUGUCUUUGGGGAGCAGUCACAGAUCC